AUUUCCACUAUGUCUCAAUAUCUUCGUCACAGACCUCCAUCCAUCUGUCCGGAUUAUCACGCCAGACACCAUGGACCAGCCGACACCCCCAAAAUUCAUCGCAGACAAUGACAAGACUGCACAGCAACACCAAGAGCCUAGACUCGCAGCUGAGCCUCGUCUUAAACCCGGGGAUAAGGCCGAAAACACACUAACGGUUAAUCGCGGGGCAAUUCGUGUGCCGUCCCCAGAUCCCUCCUUGGUCUCGAUAGACGACUCCAACAAUGUACGGACUGGCCGAAUCCCAGAUCGUGGUCCUUUUUGUUAUGGGAGGCAGUCUUCUCGGUCGCCUAGCCCCCCACGGACUUUUAAGGGCAAGAUACAAGCUUCGUGGAUAGCCAACAAAGGUUUAGCUCUCGUUUUGAUUUCGCAGCUGUUUGGCACACUGAUGAAUGUCACAACACGCAUGUUGGAAAUGGAAGGCAAUAAUGGCAAUGGCUAUCAUCCGUUCCAGAUACUCUUUGCUAGGAUGAGCAUAACAGUCCUAUGUUCUUCUCUGUAUAUGUGGUAUAAGAAGACGGACCACUUUCCGUUCGGUAUGAAGGAAGUACGCCCGCUACUGAUAGCCCGAGGUCUGACUGGCUUCUUUGGAGUGUUCGGCAUGUAUUAUUCUUUAAUGUAUCUUCCCCUUGCUGAUGCAACAGUCAUCACUUUUCUUGCACCUAGUCUUGCAUGCUGGGCGUGCUCCUACCUUAUCGAUGAACCGUUUACCCGGAUGGAACAGAUCGCAGCAUACGUCUCGCUCUUCGGCGUUGUUUUGAUUGCGCGGCCCGCCUCCCUUUUUGCCGCUCUUUCUCAUUCUCCAGAGAUAAUAUCGCCUGCCAGCGCCAACCCAGAUUCGGUACUUGCGAACACAACGACUGCAUCACCGGACCGCCUUGCCGCAGAUUAUGAAUCUGUAACUCCCAAGCAAAGAGCAAUGGCAGUAGGGAUAGCCAUGCUUGGCGUUUUUGGGGCUGCUGGCGCUUACACUACUAUUCGCUGGAUAGGCAAACGCGCCCAUCCCCUCAUCACGGUCAAUUAUUUUGGAGCCUGGUGUACGAUUGUCAGUAUUGUAGCUAUGCUUACCAUGCCAGGGGUCGGCUUUCUACUUCCAAGCAGCCUUGCAGACUGGUGUUACUUGAUAUUCCUUGGUAUCUGCGGCUUCAUUAUGCAAUUCCUCUUAGCAGCCGGCCUGCAAUAUGAAAAGUCAUCUCGUGCUACCAAUAUGGUUUAUAUGCAAAUGUUGUUCGCUCUUUCAUUUGACAAGCUCAUUUGGGACACAACGCCAGGCACCCUUUCUAUCAUUGGCUCUUCACUCAUCUUAGGUUCUGCGAUUUAUGUUGCUGUGAAUAAGGAGCAUUCGAAAAAGGUUGCACUAAGGGAGAGGGGAAAUGGAGAGGAAGAAAUGGGGCUCAUGGCUCCGGGUUAUGAUAACGAGCAACGAGACCAUGAUGAUACGGGUGUACAGAUGAGGUCCUUGAGAUGAUUUCUUUUGAUGAUAGUACAUGGCGUUUGGAUAGGGGAAAGAUUGGUUGUAUAUUAGAAAUAACAAACGCACGGUACAGAAAGAGCAAUUGCACUAGACAGACAUAUGAGCAACAACAUUAUAGUCAACCUUUUACUCAG
Bipolaris sorokiniana ND90Pr is the source of this 1647-nucleotide messenger RNA. RefSeq lists its product as uncharacterized. NCBI's taxonomy places the organism in Eukaryota, Fungi, Ascomycota, Dothideomycetes, Pleosporales, Pleosporaceae. Gene Ontology annotation, cellular component: membrane. The record is from RefSeq and is a predicted model, not a curated record. Bases 71 to 1507 code for a protein of 478 amino acids. The transcript has 4 exons.